Mesitornis unicolor (brown roatelo) is the source of this 3282-nucleotide messenger RNA. RefSeq names its product calpain 15 (gene CAPN15). The transcript is spliced from 11 exons. Lineage: Eukaryota; Metazoa; Chordata; Aves; Mesitornithiformes; Mesitornithidae. Bases 1 to 3282 code for a protein of 1093 amino acids. Gene Ontology annotation, cellular component: cytoplasm. Gene Ontology annotation, biological process: proteolysis. The record is from RefSeq and is a predicted model, not a curated record. Gene Ontology annotation, molecular function: calcium-dependent cysteine-type endopeptidase activity.
AUGGCUGCUGUCCGUGAGUGGUCCUGCACCCGCUGCACCUUUCUGAACCCUGUUGGCCAGCGGCAAUGCUCCAUAUGCGAAGCCCCCCGCCAGAAGCCCGACCUCAACCACAUCCUGCGGCUCAGCGUGGAGGAACAGAAAUGGGCUUGUGCCCGCUGCACCUUCAGGAACUUUCUGGGCAAGGAAACCUGCGAGGUAUGUGGCUUCACCCCGGAGCCAGGGCCCAGCGGCUCACCCUUGCCCGUCAUCAAUGGCAUCUUGCCCAAGCCUGCCGUGCUUGUGGAGCCCAAGGGCACAUCCAAGGAGGAGGCUGCCAAGGCAGAAAGCAGCAGCGAGGACUCGGAGGGCAAGAGCCCUGAUGAAGCAGAGCUGGAGAGUGGCUGGGCUUGCCAGCGCUGCACACUGCACAACACACCGAUGGCCAACUCCUGCUCUGCCUGCGGUGGCCCGCGCAAGCUCUCCUUGCCCAAGAUCCCACCAGAGGCGCUGGUCGUCCCUGAAGUCAUCACCCCCGCUGGAUUUCACAUGGCCCCCUCUACCCCGCAGCCUGUGGUCUCUGCAGAGAUUUCUGAUGAUGAUGCUGUGGCCACCCAGGGCCCAGUGGCUAUGGAACAAGAGGCCCAGAAGAUGCCAGCCUUCAGUCCCUUCUCCCCAGGGCUCCAGAACAACCCUGUGCCCCGCAGCCGGCGGGAGGUGCCCCCCCAGCUGCAGAUGCCGGGGUCCGAAAGCUCCCAGCCCGUGGCUCAGAGCACAGCAGGACAGAAGGGCUCUCCCCAGGGUCAGGCCAGGGCUGCCCCAGCUGCCCGCUUCCAGGAGCUGCUGUCUAACAAGCGGCUGAGUGUGCUGGAGGAGGAGAUGGAGGUCAGUCCAUCCCACUGGAAGUGCAGCUCCUGCUCCCUGCUUAACUCCGCUGGGGCUGUCAAAUGUGAGGCUUGCAGUACCCAGAAAGGCAGUGACACCAUCAACCUGGUGGGGGACUCAGUGAGAUUCACCCCCUGCAGCCCCUCCAGCCCAGACUUUACCACCUGGUCCUGUUCCAAAUGCACCCUCAAGAACCCCACCCUGGCCCAGAAGUGCAAAGCCUGUGGCUCCUCCAAGCUCCACGGCUUUCAGGAGCACGGGACACAGGGUGAACCGUCCCCUCGCUGCCCCGACUGCGGGGCUUGUGACAAGGGCGGCUGCUCCUCCUGUGGCAGCAAGGCCCCGUCUGCCCGCAAGGUUGCCCGUCUCUUCCCGUCCCAGUUGCCCGCCGGCCAGGAGAGGCCGGGCCAGUGGGCUUGUCCCGCCUGCACCUUGCUCAACGAGCUCAAGGCCAAGCACUGUGUGGCCUGCCAUACCCCACAGCAGUACGUGGCCCAGCGCAAGGGCCUCAAGCCCCUGAAGAGACGGGAGAGCAUGCACGUGGAGAAGAGGCGGCAGACGGACGAGGGAGAGGCCAAAGCCCUGUGGGAAAACAUCGUGACCUUCUGCCGGGAGAACAAAGUCAAUUUUGUAGAUGACAGUUUCCACCCUGGGCCUAAGUCGGUGGGAUUCCCAGAAGGUGACAGCGUGCAGCAGAGAGUGAAACAGUGGCUGCGACCCCACGAAAUCAACUGUAGCAUCUUCAAGGAUCGAUCAGUGAAGUGGUCGGUGUUUCGGACACCCAGGCCCUCGGAUAUCCUACAAGGACUUCUGGGAAACUGCUGGUUCCUGAGCGCCCUGGCCGUGCUGGCCGAGCGGCCAGAGCUGGUGGAGAGGGUGAUGAUCACCAGGACGUUGUGCCCCGAGGGUGCCUACCAGGUGCGGCUGUGCAAGGACGGCACAUGGACCACGGUGCUGGUGGAUGACAUGCUGCCAUGCGACGAGUGCGGAUACCUCCUCUUCUCGCAGGCCCAGAGGAAGCAGUUGUGGGUUGCCCUCAUUGAGAAGGCGCUGGCCAAGCUUCAUGGUUCGUACUUUGCCCUCCAGGCAGGGCGUGCUAUUGAAGGCCUGGCUACACUAACGGGUGCCCCCUGCGAGAGCCUGAUGCUGCAGGUCAGCUCCACUAACCCUCGCGAGGAGCCCAUUGACACUGACCUCAUCUGGGCCAAAAUGCUGAGCUCUAAGGAGGCUGGGUUCCUCAUGGGUGCAUCCUGUGGUGGAGGCAACAUGAAAGUGGACGAUGUGGCCUACGAGAGUAUGGGUCUGCGUCCACGGCAUGCCUACUCCAUCCUGGAUGUGCGGGAUGUCCAAGGCUUCAGGUUAUUGCGGCUCCGAAACCCCUGGGGCCGUUUCUCCUGGAACGGCAGCUGGUCCGAUGAGUGGCCACACUGGCCGACUCCCUUGCGUCAUGACCUGAUGCCCCACGGCAGCAGCGAGGGUGUCUUCUGGAUGGAGUACAGCGAUUUCAUUAAGUAUUUUGACUCCGUGGAUAUCUGCAAGCUUCAUUCGGACUGGCACGAGGUGCGUGUGCAGGGCAUGUUCCCCAACAAGGCCAACGGGCCCGUGACGGUGACGUCGCUGACGGUGUUGGAGCGUGCCGCCCUGGAGUUUGCCCUCUUCCAGGAGGGCAGCAGGCGGUCGGACACGGUGGACAGCCACUUGCUGGAUCUGUGCAUCAUGGUUUUCCGGGCCACCUUCACCAGCGGGAACAAGCUGAGCCUGGGCCGGCUGAUGGCUCACAGCAAACGAGCUGUCAAGAAGUUCGUCAACUGCGAUGUCAUGCUGGAGCCGGGCGAGUAUGCUGUCGUGUGCUGUGCCUUCAACCACUGGAGUGCUGCUCUGGCAGGGCCCACUGCUGCCCAGGCAUCCAGUCCCACCAGCAGCCGAUCAGCCACUGAUUAUUCCAGCUAUAUCCUGGCCAUCUACAGCUCCCGCCUGGUGAUGGUGGAGCAGGUGGAGGCACAGCCCACCACAUUGGCAGAUGCCAUCAUCCUGCUGACCGAGAACAAGGGCGAGCGCCAUGAGGGCCGUGAGGGGAUGACCUGCUACUACUUGACGCAUGGCUGGGCAGGACUCAUAGUGGUGGUGGAGAACCGGCACCCCAAGUCCUACCUACACGUCCAGUGUGACUGCACCGACAGCUUCAACGUUGUCUCCACGCGUGGCAGCCUCAAAACGCAGGACAGCGUCCCUCCCCUGCACAGGCAGGUGUUGGUGAUCCUCUCCCAGCUGGAGGGUAACGCCGGCUUCUCUAUCACGCACCGCCUGGCUCACCGCAAAGCCACCCAGGCCUUCCUCAAUGACUGGAUGUCGACAAAGGGCACCCACAACCCGCUGCUCACACCCGAGGUCGCUGGGCUGCACGGCCCCCGGCCCCUAUGA